Molecule: messenger RNA, 15604 nt
Organism: Scatophagus argus
Lineage: Eukaryota; Metazoa; Chordata; Actinopteri; Scatophagidae
Gene: crebrf
Product: creb3 regulatory factor
Exons: 11
Coding region: 2682-5129 (815 amino acids)
Biological process (GO): regulation of transcription by RNA polymerase II; response to unfolded protein
Cellular component (GO): nucleus
Molecular function (GO): RNA polymerase II transcription regulatory region sequence-specific DNA binding; DNA-binding transcription factor activity, RNA polymerase II-specific
Source: RefSeq, a predicted model, not a curated record
UGUUGUAGUCACAUUUUGUGGUAGGUGUCAGAUUUUACUUAAACUGCCUUUUAUAUUUAGCUAUCUAGGCCACGGGCAUAUAGGCCUCCAACUUGUUUAUCUUCUGCCUCAACCUAGAUUGAAACGGGCUGUUUUUAUGAAGCAGCUUCCGGGAUUGACAGUCGUAGCGGCCAUUCAGACGCGCCUGCAGGCGGGACGUCAUGUCCGCUCGGCCAAUUGGGAGGGCGGAUUACGUGGGUGUUGGCACAGAGCGUUAGAUUGAGGUUUUGUUUUGCUGGGGAUCUGUGAUGAGUGCAGCGACUGUGAAGAUACUGGUGACAUUUAUGGCUUUAUUGGCGUUUGUAAUAGGUCAUUUGUCAUCUUUACCUGCGUGUAAGAUGGUGGUGGUGAUGAUGAUGAUGAGAUGAGAUAGGGACGUUCAUGGUCUCAAGCUGUGUGCCUCCCCAAAACAAGUGAAUCCAUCACAAAGAGAUGGAGAGAUGUAAUAGAUGUGCUGUUUUUUAGAAGACUGAGUUAAAUACUCUUAGAUGUAUAGUUUCUACUGCUGUUUCAUAGUGUUUGGUUUUCUGCUUGCAUUGUUGUUGUUUAUGUAAGGUGCUCCUUAUCUAGAAGUGAAAGCUCAUUCUGCUUUCAUCGGCAGUUGUAGUGUCUCUACUCGAGUUUACUAUCAUUUAAUAACAGUGAGGGAUAAAGACAUUUGUAUACCAUAAACAUGUGCUGGUACAACACACAAGUCAAGUUGUCAGAUGCAUAGAAUUUUGGGAAAUGUUCUUUUUGUUUUUGUCACGAUUCAUUUGCAACCAAGUGUUUGUGUGUUUACAGCAGAGGAUGUGGAAACAGAACAAGUACACUGAAACAAUCCGAUAGAGAUAACAAAAGGAGCCAUGUCGAAUAUUAUUGAAAAAAUGAUCAACAAGACGCUCUGAAUUUUUGUUUUUGCAUGUGUUUCUUGGUCAUGUGAAAACUGUAAGUUAAACUGUAUGAAUGUUUUUACACACAAGGCUAUCCUGCUAUGCUGACAGUGAGCUUGAGAUCAGGAGAGAUUUGCUUCGGUUUUGCUUUCUGAAUAGGUCUUGCCAACCCCAAUCUUGAUCUCCUCGUCACCGUCAAUGCGCUCUUGUUUCUGCUUCUCAGUUGAAUAAGAUGAACUGACCUUGUUCACAGCAGAAAUUUUAACCUCUUAAAUAGCAAAGGUGGGGCUCAUAAUAUUAACAUUGGCUCAACUCCAGAAACGAUUGCAGUGCAGCAAUUAACAAUUGUAUUAGUUAAACCCUUUACUGAAAAGAUGCCUGCUGUGAGCAAGAUCUGUUCAGCGUUAGUUUCACUUCAUGUUUUUUCUCCUGGUCAUUUGAGCAAUGGCUCUGUGUUCCCACAGUUUGGAAACCACUGGCUUAUAGUUAUCGUCCUGUGGGUGCAUCGUUGUCCAACAAAGCUGCUGUGGACUAGACAUCUGAAGUGAAGAAUAGCUACCCAUUGUGAAUCCAUGAUUGUUUCUCAAAUGCUGAACACAUGGAUACUCGUGGGUCUGAGCUGUAGAAUUGAGGUAGUCGGUGAGCAAGAACACUUACAAGUAAGACAGCACAAUAUUUAACGCAUCAAAUCUUUUUAAACUUGUGUUGUUUUAAAUGUACAGUCGAAUGUAACCCAAAUUGCCACACGACAGCAAUGAAUUUCCUGUCUUAAGUCCUGUUUAUUGUGCGGUACCCUGGUACAAGAGCUGCUCAGUGAACUGAAGAAAGAACUUGCACAUGUUGUGCAUCUUGGUGACCGAGUGGGUUUGUCUCUUUAACUGUGACCUCUAACCAUACACCCACUCUGUCAGGUCUGUUGUCAUCGCUUUAAUUUAUCUUAUCUGUCAAAUAGGGCUGGGUGAUGACUGAAAUAAGAGGCUUUUUUACUCUGUCAUGAUUCACACUAGAAAAACUCAAAAACACGAGUGCCACAUUUCAGAAUUUUUUAAUAUUUUAUUAUCAUUUUUUUUAAUCCCCAGGUCUGUCAUGUCACCUACCUGUCAUGCCACCUAAUAAAGUAGGUGGGUAAACGACUAGCCACAUAGUUAUUAAAAGGCCCAACCUUUAUGUACAGUUGGCUGUUGAGCAUCCGUAUUCUGUUUAUCUGUUGCCACACUGUACACACACAUUUAAGACUCGUGGUUUAAUGAUCAUUCGUAGUGUUUGCAGAGAUUCUCCCACAUGUUCUUUUUAGCAAAUGGGCUGGUAUCUCCUGCUUGUUAUCACCAUAGGAAUCAGGGACUGACUGGUAUCAGUAGGUAACUCUUUCCAAAUAAGACACUGCUGAUUGGCCUACUUGGAUCACAUCCAAUGUUGUGAGGCAGAGAAUGUGAGCUGUUUGCAUGAUAGUGGAGCUAUGAGCUGAGUGCAGCACAGUCAUAAGUAAACAUUACAGAUAUCCCAGAUCUGAUCUGAUUGUGCAUGAGGAUUCAGCAUUGUCUUCAAUAUGCAUGUUAAUUGGUUUUAUUUAUUUAUUUAGUUUUGGGUUUUUUUGGGAUGUGUGUGUGUGUGUGUGUGCACGCGCGCUCGUGCAAAUGUAAGCGUGCGAGAGACCAAAACAAUUUCCUACAGUUCUCACUGCUAGAUUACCUUUUUUCAUUAAUCCACUAAUACAAACAUGGUAAAACAUCAGUAAGUUAAUAUUGAAACCCCAGCUGAUGCUAGUUUCUAAUGUUCACAGAGAGAGAAGAUAAAGAGAGUUGUUGUGCGAGUCCGUUUCGGCACAUUGUCAGCUGCUGCAUGUGUGAACCUGACAUCAACACAGGAAACUGUGCAUUUAUUGAGAGGCUGCAUUGUGAACUCACAGACCUGAAGCAUACAGAGAACCAUCAGACGACAACUACAGACCAGACCAGAUCGGACAACCUCACACCACCACCACUGGGACCGGACAGGAGGCCCAGAGGUUCCCCCCACUGGAGCUCUAAGCUGUGCCUGGCGAUGCCUCAGCCCAGCGUCAGUGGGAUGGAGCCUCCCUUUGGGGAUGCCUUUCAGAACUACUCAUUUGCUGACCAGGCCCUGACCAGCACUGAGCUGCUCGCCACCAGCUCUGACCCAGAUUUCAUGUACGAACUGGACAGAGACAUGACCCACCGGCAGAGCCCCUGCGGGGACAGUGUGGUGGGGGUCGGGGACGGAGGGAAGGAGGUGGAGGGCUGUGUGGACCAGCUCAUGGGUCUGGGCGAGUGUGAGACGGUCUACAGCAGCUCAGCGUUCGAACAGUGGGACUCCUACUGGGAAGACCUCACCAGAUACACGCGGCUGACCAGCUGUGAUAUCUGGGGCACCAAAGAGGUGGAUUUCCUUGGAUUGGAUGACUUCUCUAGUCCCUACCAGGAUGAGGAAGUGAUUGGUCGAACCCCUACGCUGGCUCAGCUCAACAGUGAGGAUUCGCAGCCUGUGUGUGAGGCGCUCUACCCCCCUGCUGACCUGACCCUGCCUGCUCCCCAGCCACAGCCUCAGUCGUCCCAGCUUCCCUGUCACAGUAAAAGACCCAUGGUCCCUGGCCAGGGAUCGGGCCUCGGCUCCGCACGGCCUUCUCCAAGCUCCACAUCCUCUUCCUGUCCCUCCCGCAGCCUUCUCCCAGACUUUCCCGAAGGCUCUCAGAAAGCCACCAGACCUGUUCCCUCCAGCACCGAAACUAUGGCCAAGACCCAAAAUCUCCUCAGUCUCACCCAAGACUAUAGCCACACUCAAUCCAAGCCCCAGGGACGAGGAACCAAGAUCACGGGCCCAAUUUCUCAUGGCUCUGACUUUGUGAGAAAGGCCAAAGUUCGCGUGAGUGCGGUGCAUAAAACUCAGCCUGACAAGCCUCCCCAGACAGAUUUUGAGAGGUCAGAUCCCCCUCUGCCUCUCUCUCAGAACCAAGAUGAGAAGGCCUCUACUUCGGCGAGCGCUGCCUUGGUGGGACUUCCUGCUGCUGUAGCCAGAGGCUCUGGCAGUCUGACGAGCUUUGAGAGGAGGGCAGAGGGGACAGGGAGGAGAGAGAUGCCUGUAGGCUGGUCUGCCUCUGUGCCUCACCUUGUCGAGGCGAGUCAGGCCUUGGAGGCCAACGCCUCUGGACUGGUCAGUGGUGGUGACAGCAUGGCAGGGGCUAGCGGCGGCAGUGGCGUUCUUGUUGUCGAGGGUACGGAGAAGAGCAAAGAGGAAGAACACAACUACUCUCUGUUCCUGACCCGCAGCAGACUGGCUGGCAGAGCCCACUCCCAGCUGGAGGAGGAUGAGGAAGAGGAGGAGGAUGAGGAAGAGGCAGAGGAAGAUGAAGGCGAUGGACUGGAGUUUGAGGACGAAGACCACGAUGAAGGUUUUGGCAGUGAGCAUGAGCUGUCCGAGAAUGAGGAGGAAGAAGAGGAGGAGGAGGAUGAAGACUACGAAGCAGACAAGGACGACGACAUGAGUGAUGCCUUCUCCGAGCCAGGCUGCGACAUGGAGUUGAUGGAGGACAUUAAAGGCGUGACAGCAGGAGUCUCCAACCGGAAGAGAGGCAAGCGUCGCUACUUCUGGGAGUACAGCGAGCAACUCACCCCCUCCAAACAGGAACGUAUGCUGAAGCCUUCUGAGUGGGACAGACACACGCUGCCUAGCAACCUGUAUCAGAAGAACGGGCCUCUCCAUGGAAAAUAUAUGCUGAAGAAGUCUCGUCGCACCGACGUGGAAGACCUGACUCCCAAUCCACGCAAGCUGCUGCAGAUCGGAACCGAGCUCCGCAAACUGAACAAGGUGAUCAGCGAUUUGACCCCAGUGAGCGAGCUUCCACUGACCGCACGACCACGGUCCCGCAAGGAGAAGAACAAGCUGGCAUCCAGAGCUUGUCGUUUAAAAAAGAAGGCCCAGUAUGAAGCAAACAAGGUGAAGCUCUGGGGCCUCAGCACAGAGUACGACCGGCUGCUGUUUGUGAUCAACGCCAUCAAGGAGGAGAUUGUGGCUCGGGUGGAGGACUCUUCUCCGCGUCCAACCAACAUGACUGACACUCUGGAACAUCUCAUCCAGGAGACACUUGUGGCACCACCUGUUGCUGGGCAGACUUCGGACUUCGUCAACAAGAUCUUGGACAACACAGGGCGCGGGGAUCCAACCGGCGGACUGGUCGGCCUGCGAGUCCCCACCUCCAAAAUCUAGACAAACCGCUGUCCAAUGAGAGGAGUGGACUAAAUAUUACCACCGUGCUGUCCCAUUGUAACUAUGCUCCCUCUGCAUGCCCUUCCAACCCAGAGUAGAUACACAUUGUUAAUCCCACAAACACACAUACCACUCCCUGUGUGUAUGUAUGUGUGCUUGUCUUAGCCAUGCACCUGUAUGGAAUACACCCAAGCUUUCUGUCUCUGCACACCGCACAGAGACAGUGUGUCACUGUCUCCCAACCCAUUGUGAGCGGGAAAAGCACCUCUAAAAGCAAGGGAUGGUUAGGUGUAUAGCUAAUAGCACAUUCUAAAUCCAUUGGUGAUUAUUAGGUGUGUUAACCUAGCAUUGCGUACUGUCAGUUCUGUUGAAGGUCUGCAUCCAGGGCUGAGACAGUCACUCGAGUGUGGCCGCUGGAAUACUUUCACACAAUCUGUUUGAGGUUGUAAUGACAGAGAAAGAAUUGUCACACAUGAGACACUACCAAAGGGUGAAAAACUUCCAGUUAUCAUUUUCUAGAUGAGGUUCACAUCACACGGCAACAAAAUUUACUCCAGGACUUUAAAUUGACCCACUUGGUAAAGUACUUUAGUUGCCAAGAGAAAACAAAGCAGCCUGCUCCCAGGCGUUUCGGGAUGGCAGGAAAUAUUUUGUAUUGAAGGCCUAAAUAUAUUCAUGCCAAUCCCUGUUUGCCAAUCAGGUCUGCUGUUGUUAAAAUGUAAGGAGUUUACCUUUAGCAGAUUAAAGCUUGAAACAAAAAGAAGCUGAAGGUUAAAAUGAGACUUUAACAAUUAAGCGACAGACACAUCCAGCUGGGUCGGAGUUUUUCGGCAGGCAGGAUGAAGCUUAGUGGCAAAUUGUGACGACGUUAACUUAAACUGCGGGAGGUCGUUGACCGUGUGGAGAGGAGAGUGCAUGUAGCUUGGUGCUUUUUGGCCUUGUGCUGGUUAUAACUGGACUGGGUGAAAUGGGCAUUUUGCCAGUAUGGGAGAAGAUUGUGAGGAAGAUGAUGGUGGUGAUUAUGAAGAUGACAUAAACAGCGAUCCAUCUCCUCUAGGAAACUGUACUUAAAAGUGUCUCCCAGUGAAAAACAGCACCGGCUCCCCUUUUUGUACAGUAGAGAUGACCAGGCUAACAGUUUGGUGUGUUCAUACUAGUGUUUGAUCAGAGUUCUAUUCAUUGUGCCUUGUGUAAGUACGUGUGUGUGCUUCUGUGAGUCUGGGUGGGUGUGUGUGUGUGUGUGUGUGUGCGCGCGCAUGAGUGAGUGUGUGAGAGAGAGAUUGAAUGAGAAGAGGUGAUUGGUCAGAACUCCCUGAGGUCCAGCCGAGGAGAGGACUGCUUUACACUGAGGGAGAUUGUUUUUGAAUGUGAGGAGGGAGACACCUGUGGGGGUUUGUUGUGUAUUUUCAGUUGUCUAAAGUUAUUCUGAAUGUACAUAAAAAGAAAUGGAAGCUCUCGUUGCGUGAUGCCACAGAGUCUGUGUAUAUAGGAGGGCUCUGCAAUAGAUUACUUUUGGUUUUUGGUACUCUGUCUUUAGGGACUGGGGGCGGGUUAACAGAUAUUUUCGUUCAGAGUUACAAAAAAAGAAAAAUUUGCACACUAUAUUUUGAUUGUUUUUUGUACCAAAGACACAUGCAACGAAAUGGCGACCAGCCAGUUAAAGUAAGGUUUUGCACAGCUUACCUGACGCCGUAUUGAAUGUAAGAAAUGUGGGAGGGUCAGGGAACUUCAUUGAACUGUGAAAUUUGCUUGGGUCCAAUUCUGUAUAGAAAAGGAACAUUCAUUCUUUUGAUUUUCGUUUUUGUUUUCCAAAUCUAAAAAUUAACCCCAUCUAUGGGCUUCUCCAGUAGAUUUGUUGCUUAGCAAGCACUUCAUUCCUGAACUGAUUCCUCCCUCCAUGUGCUAAUUGUAUUAAUGGCGCUAUCUAGGACAAAAAACCCAGAGCGCCGGUAGAUAAGCUAUGUUACAUUUUUGCUUGUUUGUCAAAAUGUCACCAACAAUAACCAAAAUGUUUUGUCCCUGUGUCACUUGUUUGAUUUCUGUAUGUAGAUGAGGUCUAGUUCAUCAACAAAAAUAUUAACUGAAUUGUGUUUAAAAGUACUGUAUAUAGAAACAUUAAUGAUAUAUCUAUCAAUGGUGAAAUGCCACUUUUCAUGACAAUUGAUUCAUUUUUGAGCAUGACACAUUUCUGAAGCCUAUCCUUGCAUCAAGAAAGUUAGAGAAAAAAAAAACACAAAAACCAAAAAAAAAAAAAGUUCUUGUUAUAUUUUUGUACUUUAGCUGCCUGCUAGCUUUCCUGUUGGUUCGGAAGUAUUUGUUGUUCAGAUUCUCCCAGUGGAGAGAAGGAGGUUUCAAGGAAAGCAGCAGAAAGGUCUUCAUAAAGAGCAGCCAGUCAAUCUGAUAAUUUGAUAUACAAACCUUAGACUUACCUAGACCCCCUCAGUCUCCUUCACUGGCUGAGUUAAUUGACGGAGAAUCAGGACUGGAUUUAUUUAAAACACAACGCAGCAAAGCCACGGUCUAGUUUGUACAGUCUAUAAAGAGAAUGAGGACAUGCUGUCUUCAGUGUCUAGGAUAGCAAAAAGAAAUUCAGAGGACAACAGUAUGGAGAUGAGGACAAAUGCUGUCAGAAAGCCAAAGCCAUCAUAUGUGUGUCCCAGAUUGAUCUGGAUUCAGCACUGUGCUUUGUCAUGUAGACUUUCACACAUAUUCCCUCUGUAACCGUGAAGAUGUUGACUUUUGCGUUUCCUGGGAUUGACAUUGCUGCCUUUGAGGUUGCAUUGCUGAGUUUUAUCUGCCUGGCCUUGCCUUCGUUCCUUAGCUUACAUCCUUCCUGACCGAUCACAACCACAAAGGAUGACUUUGUUCACCAAAACAAACAGUGUUACAAUGUCCCGCCCACAUAUUGGCAGUGUGUCUAAACUUUAUCAGAGUGCAUGAUGCUGGUAUGCUUGCCUCCCUGCCACCUCCACAGAGGAAACACUGCCAUUCCCAGGAAGUUUAAAAUUCAGCCAGAGCUGGCUCAAUUAGCAGGCAUUUACAAACGAAGUGAGUGUUUUUGACGAGGCUGAGUUCGGACAGUACUCCUUCACGAAAAGAACUCUGAUGUCUGAUGAUGGUGAUGUAGAGCUGUGGUCUUUCUGUACUGUGUGAUUGAAUAACAGCGAGUGCUACACACCCACAUAUAUAUAGAUAUAUUUAUAUAUCUAUGUAUCUAUAUAUAGCUAUAUAGAUACAUAGAUAUAAUAUUUUUACUGUUUUCCAUUCUGUCUAAAAAGGGAGAAAUGGUGCUUUUUUCUGAAACUAGAAUGACGAGUAUCCAUGAUUUGACUUCUUAGUCUAGUUGUAGCCUAAUGACUUGCUCUCACCUACCGUCCAUAGCUAUUUUCUUAGUAGUGAUUAAUUUUUGUAAAUAAACUAUAAGUUAAUAUGUAUCUUCUAAGUGUUAGAUAUAUGUAUAGAAUACUCUAUCUUAUAUGUUUUAAAACAAAAGCACUUUGUCCAAAAAAGGAAAAAAAACAAAAACAAAAAGAAAAGCAUUUUUUUCUUCCAUUUGCUGCUAAAAGGCCUGGUGUGAAUGCUGCAAGUGUACUUGACGACUACUUGCUAAGAUAGGUCUAUUACCUGACUUGGCUAGGUCUGUUACCUAGCGAGGGAUAGGUGUAUAGCCUGGCGAGGGUUAGAUCUACAUGUUUCUGGAGCCACGUAAUGAUAUGAGUUUUUUUGCUUGAGAGCGUAUCAUUCCUUGGCUUUGGGAAGCCCAGUCUGUUAACAGGACAUGUCUAUUUCCUGGUCAGGGGAUAGUGUGUUUAUGGUCUUAAAAAAAGAAAAUUAAUAAAAAAAACAAAAAAAAGAGGGUUUUGAUUCCAGGGCCCCUACAUUGAUCCUGAUGCUGACCCCCUUGGCGUCUUGAUUCAUUUGCCUUCAGUAGAGGUUUCCUAUGGAAAAACUGAUUCUGCUUUGGCUUCCUCUUCAGGGUGAUGUACAGUGUUGACACAUUUCUCCAGAGAGAUAUAUUGUUAUCAUAUGUAAACUGAUUUCUACUUGUGACUUAAUGAGGAGAGGUUUAGCCUGAGGCGGCCAGGAAGAGCCAGUUUGAAAGAUGUUGUUCCAGGCCGCCUUGGGGGAAGUUACUAUAUCACUGUACUGUAUGGCAAGCCAAUUACAAAUGGAGACUCAAUCCGGACACUUAUUGCCUUCUUAAAUAACUUUUCACAUACAUACAAACAAAAACAAUAACAUGGCAGACAUGUCAGCGGUCGAGGCGUGUUCCCGAGAUUUAUGACAUUGUUCUGCCAAAAUACGGUCAGCAACAACAAUAACAACAAAACCAUUCAGCCUGAUUGGCUCAAAACAACCUAGACUGAAGUAGCAGACUUGGCGAAAUUUAUCUGAAAAAUGGCUUCAAAAAUUUGAACUGCAUGUGCUCAGUUGUAUCUUUGGGGAUGAUUUUUGAAGCUUUUUUGUUUUGUUUUCAGCUUUAAUUUUGGCCAGGUCUGAUUUGGGGGUCAACAGUGGUUUAAGGGCCGCUGGUUGACAGACAGUAGGCCGGCUCAGCGGCGCGGCUGACAAGAGAAGCAUGUGUGUGUUUUGUUGUCGAUCAUGAGGCUGGUUCAAGUAAGAGUCCUCACAGGUUUUUACAUUUAACAUGAUAGGCGCAAGCUGUGCAACUUUACAUUCAAACCAGGAGACUCUGUGGCAUUUUAACAGUCAAGGAGUGAGUGAAAAUCCACGCCAGUAAAUCUAUUCCUUAUUAUUUUUAUUUCUUAUGACAUGAAUCCUAUACAGUCAACUAUUAAGCUAAUAGAGUGUGUAACUUUGUGCUACUCUUGUCCAAUAAAAGCUAAGUAGAUCCAUAAAGCUCCUCUUCAGCAAAUCAGGGUAAUAUCGUUCUUCUAUCUGACAUAUGUGAUAUAAAAUCAAAAGAAAAUAUAUUUAUGUAUUCCUAUUAUUGUCGCCAUUCUUUACUCUGUACAAAAUUGUGUGUGCGUGUGUGUGCGUGUAUGUAUGUUAUGAAUUAUCAAUGUCAAUCAAUACAGUGCAAUGCUGUCUACACAAACUGAUAAAAGGCCAACAGACUUGUCACGAGAAUUCUCAAACGUUUCUCCACUUUCUUCAAAUUGGUAUUGAAACAUACACAACCCACAACAUUCUCCUGUCACUGAUUGAUUUGGCUCUGACUUCCAGUCGUGAUCCAACCAGGGUUUGUCACAUGGUGCUGAUUACUUUUUAUUAUCCCAGAGAUAAUCCAAGAAUUAAAAUGGCAUCCGUAUCCAGGCCCACUCACGAAUAACAUAAUCCAUGUGAUUAAUAACACUGUGUCCUCAAUAUCUGUCAUCAGACCAGACAUCCCUGUUGGACCAAUCAGAGGAAGAUUCAUGAUGAUUCUUGCUCUAAACAGAAUUGUUAUUUCUGUAUUAUUGACCUGUAUGAUCCAUAUUGUCAAACAUACCAUUAUUUCUCUUGUAAAAGUCAGACUCUGAUUUGACCCCAGCCCAGAGAGGAUAUUUAUUCAGUUCGAGAGGUACAAAAUACUCGCCAGAACUUCCAAAUAAUUUUAAAUUUUCUGGUGUAUUGUUUUUAUUUAUUUAAAUUGCAAGGGGAAUUUCUUGUAAUGUUAAUUCAGUUAAGUAAUUUCUUUGAAAUGCAACACGUUGGUAUUCAGCUUCAGUUUUCAAGAACACCCCAAGAGGAAAUGUUUGGUGACGCAUUAUCUUAUUAUCGCUUCUGUAAUUUUCAGACAAUUUCAAGUCAGUUUUUAUUAAUGCAGUGCCAAAUCCUGACAAAAAUGUUUUCUUUAAUCUUUAAUUCACAGAGAUCCAACAAUCCCUCAUGAACAAGCACUUGCCAAGGAAAAGUUGACUUUUAACAUGCAAAAACCUUGGAUCAGACCCAGGCUGAAGAUGGGCAGCCAUCAUUGAAAGAAGUUUGUACUUAGGGAAAAUAGGGAUUGUGUUUGAUAGUUGCACUUCCAGUCAGUUGCACUACUGAGUGCAAAGCAGAUGAGCUGAAUGUUUGUGGAGACCCAAACAGAGCUUAAAAUGAUUGCAAAUGGUUGCUAAUAUGUUGAUCACAACAAAUUCUUAUUAAUCAUUCCCCAGUACUACUACUUAACUACUAAAGAAGUUGUUAGGACAUUACAGAUCGGUGAGAUAAGUGUUACCAAAUGUUCAAUAAACUGGGUUUGUAAAAACAGCCAAAUAAAAGAAAAGACGUCACCUCGUACCGGCUGUGACGUCAGAUCUCAGAGUCUGGCUUUAAGCUUCUUUUGAGGCAUUUCAGAUGUUUCCUGUCUUGUCUGAACCCAUGUGGGCUGCCCUCAUUGCUUGUACAAACACAUUUUCAAAGCCUGUGUGCUUACUGCCCACCACCCACAUUUUUUCCUGUUUAAAUCAGAUACAUACAGAAAUGUAUUCUUUGACAAAAAAACCCCCCAAAUUGCAGCGGGAAUGAUGUUUCUGCAUGCUGAUGCCCUGCUUAGCACUGAGAGAAUCAAGUGACGUCUGGAGUUCCUCUCCGUCGUCACACAGUUUACUCUCAGUCAAUUGAUUUCAUACUUGCUGCUAUUGAAUGAGCACAAAGAGAUUUUAGAUAGAUACUAUAUAACUACUCCACAGCCCCCCCCCCAACUCCUUUUUUCUGUCAGUCAAAAAAAAAAACAACAGUGUUACUCACCUUGCACUUGGUUUUUACAUAUACAUGGAAAAAACAAUACUUUGAAUAUGAUGCCUGCUGAACCAGGUGCCUUAAUCAAAUAUAUGAGAACACAAAUCUGCACCUUCUGUCAGUCUGGAGGGGGUUUCCCUACAGAAACAAGGGCUGGGUUUCCCAAAACCUGAACUUGAAGUAUGAAAAUGAAACGAAAACCUCAUUUUAACCCCAAAUCAAUACUUUUUGUAUAACAAUCAGCCUUCAACAACCGCGAACAGCAUCCAUGCAUGGAUAGAAACAUUUCAUUUUGAAGCAUUACUAAAGAAGAGCAUAAAUGACAACUUGUAAGCAAAAUUGAUGUUGUUUUGGGAAACCUGGUUCUGUUUUUAACUCUUUCUCUGCCCACUACGCCACAUUAUUGUGUUUUCUGUGUUGGCUGCUGCUGCUAUCACCGCCGGUGUGUCUGUGUAGAGAAGAGCAAACUUCCACUGUGUCUGAGGCAGAGGGAGACUUGGGCCUGCUUUUUACCCCGUCAGUCCUUCUUCUUCUUCUUCUUCCUCUUCUUCUUCUUCUGCUCCUCCUUCUUCUUUUUCUUCUUCUUCUUCUUCUUCUUCUUCUUCUGUGGUUUUGACAUGCUGCCUCUUGACCUUUUUGAGAAAGGAAAAAACAAAAACAAAAGAAAACAGAACUUUCCGUUUCUUAACAUUGCUAUUAUGAAGUGCCAGACCCUCCUUGAAGUCAGUGUUGGCACUGAGUCGCAGGUUGCGAAUGAAGUAACAAACUGAGCAUGGAGGUAAACUGUGGUGCUAAUCUGUUUGUGGUUGGGUGCUAACACGGCUGUGUUAAAAGCUGUAUUAGCCAUAUUAUUCCUUCUUGUCGAUGACUCUGGUAAAUCUCGUGUUUCUGACUGCUGUAUGCUGACAUAGCGAGGUAUAACUCUGCUGCUGCUGCUUUGCUGAUGAAUGUAGACUAGUCUUCCUCAGCAGGAUCAUACAGACAGAUGCGAGUGUCUGGUGGAGCUUUUUCUGUUCUUCUACUUCCUGUUAGACUUUGUUUGGAACACAGAGGGGGAAUCUUGUCGUCAGAAUCAGAAAGAUCAUUGUUAUGUGUUUAAACAUUUUUUUUCUUUGUUAAUAUUAUGCUUUGAUAUUAAUGCUCUGACUCUGUCAAAUAUCGCACCUUUAAUUUUUUUCCUAAAUUACACUUUAUUGCCUUUCCCCUCUUGAUCCCAGUGUUUAUACCAUUUCUUUAAUAUUUAUUUAUUUGUCCUGUAAAUCAACAUGUAAAGAGACAAUUUGCUAAAACUAGACUUUAUAGCUUUUCCACUGAAGCAGACUUCACCGGGACUCCCAGACUUCACAGAUGUCAAGCAAAGUCACACUGAAAUUUUUCGAACAAGCCUCCAAAGCAUUACACACAACAGUGUGACAGCAACACAAUAAUUACAACAUGUAUCAUUUUUGGAUUUUUACAUAAAAAUGUUAAAAGCUGUACUAUAUCUCCUCAGGUACCAUAAAUUUUGUACAGUUGCGCCACUCCAGCCUGAUUAAUUACAGUUUAAUAGGCACUAAAGUAUCCGUUAAUGAAUUGAUCAGAUUGUAAAACAGUUUACUCUGACAGCAGUAAGACACAUCAGAAAUUAAAUAAAUCCAGUGCAUUAGUUUAAAAAUAACUAAAUAAAUCAAUUACAAUACAUUAAUUUACUUAAAUAAAUACCCAAAAAAGACAAAAUCUGCUAAAUCUACCAUCCAAGUGAAACAAAAUAAAAUGAACAAUGCAGUUUUUAAUACGAUCUUAAAAAGAAUGAGCAUUUUGAUUUGCUGCUUGUUUUUCAGUUUACUCCAUUUGCAAACGGUGCUUUUAUCAUUUACACGAUCCAUCGAGCUUUGUCAAAGACAAUAUGUUGGCUGUUCACUUUCUCCUCACAUUAAAGGAAUAUUUCAAACAUUUUAAGAAAUGCAACAUUUUUUGCUUUCUACUUAGAGGAGAAAUAUACAAACAUCAGAUUUUACUCUAACGUUUUUUUGCACAUGGAAAAGGCAACAUUUCUGUGGACGCACAUAUUUUUACAUUAAAAGAGUAUUUUACCUGAUUAGGUUAAUUGAUUUAUGGGCUGACAAUAACCAGAUUUGUUUGUAAACUUGUCCUUAAAGAAAAUUUAAAGUAUGCCUUUUGAAUAAUUUAAAUAUAGUCUCAUAAAAAUUAGAUCAGCAAAUAGUGGUUCCAGUUUGGCCUAUUCCUGUCUUCCAGCAUCCUAUUUCGUUAUUCUUUUCCGCAUUACCUUCUGCACCAAUUCCAGUCAAAGAGCUCUCAGAGCUGCGGUUUCAUUGUGACUUUGACUAACGUCGUCUGUGAAGCCCAUCAAGAGUUCCCUCACUGGAGCUUUGACACCAUCAGAAAGCUCAUGAGGUCGGCAAAGUGAGCCUGACCAUGACACAAAUCUUUUGUCACGACUCUGGGCUGAGGAUCAGAUGCUCCACAGCUCUGGGGCUGAGGUCAAGAGUCUGCUCGUUUUCUCUUUCUCUUUCUUUCGGGCAAAAUUUGAAAAUCUGAUCAAUUUUCUGGGAAAACUUUGCCACUUUGCCAGUGAUGUGUUUUUUGUUUGUUUGUUUGUUUUGUUCUGUUUGUUUUCCCCAGAAAGACGUUGGUUCCAAGCUGUCUUGUCAGGGAGCUCCUGAGAUUAGCCAGGGGUCACUAAAGGCUGGUGGGCAGAGACCCCUCACCCUCCCCCAGGGGGGGAGGGGGGGGUUAAUUUCCUCUUCUGCAGACAGAUCUUGUUAAAGCAAACAAAAAUAACCCACUCUAGAUAACAAAACAAAACCGUUCUUUCCAUAGCUACACACAUCCAGCUCAUCACCAACACUGCAAUGAUUUACAUCUCCCUCCAGACUUGCCAAAAAGCAUGGAGCGAGAGACAUUACACAAUAAGAAAAUGUUUAUCCUAAAGCAUCUCUUUGGUUUUAUCUUUUAUUCUUCUUCUUUCGGUUUUGAUGAUAAUGACAGACAGUAAAAAGAUUUUAUAGGUAAUCCAUACAAGUCCAAACAUGUAGAGGAUGUGGGAGGUCAUCGGUCAUCCUGAGCUCCUCAGCUACAUGCCAUUGUUAUGAUGCUUCUGGUCUUGUAUGGUAACUUAUUUGAUUAGAUCAACAGCAUGGGAUCUUUCUGUAGUUACUCCUGUGUGUGUUCUUCUCCCCGGUCUCAGUAGGAAGGCUGUACUUCAUUGCUAAGUGCUCAAUAAUAGAUCCUCCGGUGGAUUAUAAUUUCAUAAAGAAGCGAAACCUGCAGAAAGUGUAUCCUGCUGAAACUAACUUGAUCCUCUCUUUAGCAAUGACGUCUAUAUUUGUAGUUCACAUAUAUGCCUGUUCGAAAACAAUAUAUUGACAGUUGUUAUAUUUAUGUUGUGUAAUAAAUGUUGUGCUGGCUUUAUACGUUUUGUUUUAUCUAACUUUUUCUUUUUUUUGGUUUUCAUUGUAUUGUUUUUGUUUUCUUGGAGGCACAGUGGUUGGCUUUAUGCACAGGCAUGGAAAUCUAAAAGAUGUUUGGUUUUUUUUGUUUGUUUUUUUUUUCUGGUUUGUACUGUAACAACUCAUUGUUUCAGAGCUUCUGACAGUUUUUGUCUCUGGCUGCUCGACAUCCUGCGGACACCUGCCCUGAAUCUCUGUUGUGUUAUUGUGCCUCUCUCUUUUUUUCUCUCAUUAUUUUUUAAGUCAUUCUUUCUCUGUCGUAUCAGCCGGGAGUUGGUACCACAGCUCUGCUUGUAACCACAAUAGUCUGAUUAUGUUUAUUGACUUUAAUAUCAAAAUAAUAAAACCAUUAGCACCCAA